Stereum hirsutum FP-91666 SS1 is the source of this 465-nucleotide messenger RNA. RefSeq lists its product as uncharacterized. Bases 1 to 465 code for a protein of 154 amino acids. The transcript has 4 exons. Lineage: Eukaryota; Fungi; Basidiomycota; Agaricomycetes; Russulales; Stereaceae. The record is from RefSeq and is a predicted model, not a curated record.
AUGUUCGGCGUAUACGCCCCGGCAUUCCCCCUCAAGACAGAGAACGAAUCCGUUGAAGAGGAAUUAAUUAAAGAAAUACCAGCCGAGGUCGUGGAGAAUGGUCCACUUGCAGAACGUAACGUUGUACUUGCAAAUGCUUUCAAAUGUAUGCAAGAGGAGGUGGAGAAGGACACGGUCGAGUCUUUUGAGCACUCUGCUCAGAUUUUGAACGAUGCAGUCAAAGACGCCACAGCCAUUCCAUUUACUUCUACGGAUAAACGGGCCGACAACAAGGCUGACAGAGGCUUAAGGGAAACUCUCAGAGCACUGACGGAUCUCGAGAGGGAUCUCAGAAAGAAACUGGUUGUCCACGAGAAGCAUUGCGAGAGGUUGUUGUCGAGCUUCACAGCUGUGGAGACUUUCAUCAAAAACGAAUGUAGCAGCGGGCAACCAGACGGACCUCCAGUCAAGAUGCGUCUCUAUUGA